AUGACCCUCAUCAGCCUGGACCGCUACUACGCCAUCGUCCGCCAGCCCCGGGAGAAGAUGGGGCGCACCAGGGCGGCACAACUGCUGGCUGGGGCUUGGCUGGCGGCCCUGGGCUUCUCCUUCCCCUGGUACCUGCUAGCCAAGGAGCAGUGGGUGGUCCACAAGAGGGGCUACUACCACUGCAUGUAUGUGUUCCACUCCGCCGGCUCCAGGCUGGGGGCCACCUACAGCAUCUCACUCAUUGUGCUCUGCUACCUCCUGCCCUUCGGCCUCAUGUGCUUCUGCCAUUACAACAUCUGCAAGGCGGUGCGACUGUCGGAGAUCCGCGUCCGACCCGUCACCACCUACGCCCACCUGCUGCGAUUCUACAGCGAGAUGAGGACGGCCACCACCGUGCUGAUCAUGAUCGUCUUUAUCAUCUGCUGCUGGGGGCCCUACUGUGUCAUGGGCCUGGUGGCCGCUGCUGGAGACUACCCCUUCACGCCGCUCAUGGACACCGUGGCCAUCUGGAUGGCAUGGGCCAACGGGGCCAUCAACCCGCUCAUCUACGCCAUCCGCAACCCCAACAUCUCCAUGCUGCUGGGGCGCAAUCGAGAGCAGGGCUACAGGACUAGGAACAUUGCCGCUUACCUGUGCACACAGGGUCAGAACCGGGAGGUCAGGGGUAGGGCUGACCCUGUCCGAGAUCGCUAUAACAACAGACACGGGCAAGGCAGCCGGGUGUCCUCGUCCAGUCCGGCCAACGGUGGGGAUGUGGCCAUGUGGGCCUGUAAGAACCCAGCUGUGCUCUUCUGCCGGGAUGGCCAACCGGACACCAUGUCGGAGCCUCCCAGCAUAAAACCUGAGACAGCAGACACAAGCCUUUGA
Messenger RNA from Staurois parvus, 867 nucleotides. Lineage: Eukaryota; Metazoa; Chordata; Amphibia; Anura; Ranidae. The record is from the annotation of a GenBank genome assembly.